AUGAGGAUUCAUCUUAAUCAGUCUCAACCAGCUUUCAAUGACAGUUAUCGAAACUUUCACUUUUCAUACUCUGUUAAACCGAAAUUCUCCUUUCGAUUCUACGAUAGUCUAAUCGAUGAAGUUUGUAUUUACUCUGAUGGUAAGAUACUUUUAACCAAAAAAAGAUACGACUACUUCGGAGAUAUUGAAAAUUUCGCACAAAAGAUUCAGAGAUCUGAAACAGUGGUUUUCAAUGAGAAGGAAUUGUUAGCAGUCAAAAGGAAUUUUCUAAUAACCGUCAAAGAUACAGAUGUUCCAGCCAAGACGACUAAUGUAAUACAACCAAAUGGGAAAAUAACUUUGUAUUUUGAUAACGUAAGUUGCACAAUCUCAUGA
Messenger RNA from Schistosoma rodhaini, 375 nucleotides. NCBI's taxonomy places the organism in Eukaryota, Metazoa, Platyhelminthes, Trematoda, Strigeidida, Schistosomatidae. The record is from the annotation of a GenBank genome assembly.